AUAAUACCCAGAAACAAGAAUCAUAAGGGGACUAAGGUUUCUAGGGUUUUUGCUAGUUCUUCUGCUGAAACAAAGCAUGAGAACUUGGGUCGCCUCUUCAGCUACCCCUCCGUGGCUGAUUCGUUCUCGCACAGCUAACAAAAAUCUCUGCUCAGCUUCAAGUUCAAACUCCCAAAACCCCAUCCUUACCGUCAAUUCAAUCCCAGAACCAGUGAUUUCCGCUGAACCCGUCUCAGAUUCUCGACUUUCAGACACAUCUAUCAACUCAGAAUCAUCAUUUCCCGAUAAUCCCACUAGAAACACUGAUUUUCCGGAGACACCCAGUCCAGAAUCAAAAUUUUCCGGGGAAAUAACAAAUUCUACCGAACCCAGCUACAAAUACACCAAACCCAUUACUGCAAAAAGAGAUCUCACACAAACUCAUGUAAUAGAUGUUCUUUUGAGCAACAAGCACGAUCCUUAUACUGCUUUGAAGUUCUUCCAAUGGGCCGAGGAACAGCGGGGUUUCCUCCGUGGCGUCACUGAUUCCUUCUGUGUUUUGCUCCACAUUUUAAAUGGUUCGUGGAAUCAUCAAAGAGUUGCUCGGAAUUUGCUCAAUCAAUACGUCUCCGGUGAUUCGGGCCCCAGUGCUACCGUUCUUGUAGAUAAUUUGGUUGAUUGCUUGAAAAGGUUCGAUCUGGAAUCAGAUUCGCGUGUUUUCAAUUAUUUGUUGAAUAGUUAUGUUAGAGCCAGACGUUAUAAAGAUGCUAUGAAUUGUUUUUAUAGAAUGAUAGAGAGUGAUAUAAAUCCGUGGGUUUCAUGUAUAAAUAUGCUCUUGAGUCGACUGGUUAGGAAAAAAAUGAUUAAAGAAGCACAAGAUUUGUACUGUAAUAUAGUUUCAAGUGGAAUAAACUAUGAUUCUGCUACGGUACAUGUUGUGAUGAGUGCUUGUUUGAAGGAAGGGAUGGUAGAUGAGGCACAAGAGUACUUUAAGGUGGCUAAGGCUAGUGGCCUUAAGCUCGAUGCUGUCACAUACAGUACUGCUAUUCAGGCUGUCUGCAAGAAUCCCAAUUCUAAAGUGGCAUGUGAGUUGUUGGAGGAGAUGAAGGAAGUGGGGUGGGUUCCUUCCGAGGGCACGUUUAUGACUGUAAUUGGAGCUUGUGUGAAGCAGGGAAAUGUGGUACAGGCUUUAAGGCUAAAGGAUGAAAUGGUUAGUAGUGGGAAGCCUAUGAAUUUGAUGGUUGCCACAAGUUUGAUGAAGGGGUAUUGUGUGCAAGGAAAUUUGGGCAGUGCUUUGGAUUUGUUCAAUAAGAUUAUUGAGGAUGGACUUAUUCCAAACAAGGUCACUUACGCGGUUAUGAUUGAAGGGUGCUGCAGGAAUAGAAACGUGGAAAAGGCAUAUGAGUUAUACACCCAAAUGAAACUCCAAGGUAUUCGGCCAACUGUCUAUAAUGUAAAUUCGUUGAUACAAGGAUUCUUGAAAGCUGGGUUGUGGGAGAAGGCCACAAAACUGUUUGACGAGGCAGUUGAGUGUGGUAUUGCUAACGUUUUCACAUACAAUAAUCUCAUAUACUGGCUUUGUAAGGUGGGUAAGGUGAAUGAAGCUUGUAGUGUAUGGGAAAAGAUGACGAAUAAGGGAGUGACACCAAGUGUGGUUUCAUAUAACAACCUGAUACUCGGGCAUUGCAGAAAAGGGAAUAUGGACGUAGUAUCAGGUUUAUUUUCUGAGAUGUUGGAAAGGGGUUUGAAAGCUAAUGUAGUCACAUAUAGUAUUAUGAUUGAUGGGUAUUUUAAAAAAGGUGAGACUGAACGGGCCCUAAACAUGUUUGACCAAAUGGUAGGGUUAGGAACUUCCCCCAGUGACUUCACCUUCAAUACAGUUCUCAAUGGUUUGUGCAAAGUUGGCCGCACAUCUGAGGCAAGGGAUAUGCUGAAGAAAUUUAUAGAGAAGGGUUUUACUCCCAUCUGUAUGACUUACAAUAGCAUUAUAGACGGUUUUAUCAAGGAAAAUGCCAUCGAUUCUGCAUUGGCUGUUUAUAGAGAGAUGUGCGAGAGUGGGGUUUCCCCCAAUGUUGUAACUUAUACCAGUUUGAUCGAUGGGUUUUGCAAAAGCGACAAUAUUGAUCUUGCUUUGAAAAUGAGGAAUGAGAUGAGAAGCAAGGGCCUUGAAUUGGAUGUUACUGCAUAUAGUGUCCUCAUAGAUGGAUUUUGCAAAAGAAGAGACAUGGAAAGUGCACGCGAACUUUUUGAUGAACUCUUUGAAGUCGGGUUAUCUCCUAAUGCAAUUGUUUAUAAUAGUAUGAUUAGUGGCUUCAGAAAUUUAAGUAACAUGGAAGCCGCACUUGCCUUACAUAAGAAAAUGAUCGAUGAGGGGAUUCCAUGUGAUUUGGGAACAUACACUACAUUAAUUGAUGGGUUGCUAAAAGAAGGGAAACUACUCAAAGCCUCAGAUCUUUAUGGUGAGAUGCUUGGCAAGGGUAUCGUGCCGGAUGUCAUCACAUAUACUGUUCUUGUACAUGGUCUUUGCAAUAAAGGACAACUAGAGAAUGCACGCAAAGUCUUGGAUGAGAUGGAUAAGAAGGAUACAGCUCCUAAUGUCCUUAUUUAUAAUACAUUGAUUGCUGGAUACUUCAGGGAGGGGAAUUUCCAAGAGGCUUUUAGAUUGCAUGAUGAAAUGCUUGACAGAGGUCUGGUGCCCGACGACACAACUUAUGAUAUUAUUGUAAGUGGAAAGAUUAAAGGGAAUGACUCCCUUGUUGGGGCUUCAUGUGUCUGAAAACUGUCAAUGGCUACUAUCUAUAAGUUGCUUCCAGCUUUGUUUGGGCCCUCAAAGGAGAGAAAUAUCUUUGCCUGUGAUAUAUUUUGUUGUCAUGCUGCUCUAUCUGGGAAGGUUCAUCAUCCCUCCUUGGCUUAUCAUAGCAAAAACUAAUUACUAAAAAUAUUGUCACAGAUAUGUCCAAUCUUUGCAUUUUGCAGUCUUGGGAAGAAAGGAGAGAUCAGAAAUCCAUGAAGAAGUAGAUCGCGUGAGGAGCGGAUUUGUUGACAGAUUAGUAGCUUGAGGAUCGGGGCUUGAUCUUGCUUAAGUCUAUCGGUCAGGAGGAACUAAGGGAUUCUUGGGGCAGAGUCUGGUAACUUAGUUUUCAGCCGGGGACAAGAUAUUGAUGAGUUCGUGUCAGGACUCAGGCUGCGUAAGGGUUUAAAGGACUGGAAACAUUGGACUUUCGCUAGAACCAAGGAGACUAUUUCCUAUCUGAUGCUUUUAGACACGGUUAGAUUGAACUGCCUUUUUGGAAUUGUUAUGCGGUGGUCUUCAAUCGGCGACAACCGACUGUAAAACCUAUGUCGUAUCUUUGAUGAAUAGAUUGGAGAGAGAGAAUCAUGUGGCUGACCUUAUUCACAUGGAAUAAAGGCAAAGAUGAUGAUGGUCUUCGAUUCCUCCCGGUAAAUCAUGGGUGGAUAACCAAGUUGUAUAUAUUUCUUUCAAUUAGACCAAUUGUAACAUAUAUUGAUAUGGUUAAAUUAAUUGUUGUCCUCCAGUAAAAGUGGAACUGGCUAUGGUUUC
Messenger RNA from Cornus florida, 3541 nucleotides. Its product is annotated as pentatricopeptide repeat-containing protein At3g54980, mitochondrial-like. The transcript has 4 exons. Bases 77 to 2755 code for a protein of 892 amino acids. The record is from RefSeq and is a predicted model, not a curated record. Gene Ontology annotation, molecular function: protein binding. Lineage: Eukaryota; Viridiplantae; Streptophyta; Magnoliopsida; Cornales; Cornaceae.